Messenger RNA from Mytilinidion resinicola, 1663 nucleotides. RefSeq lists its product as uncharacterized. The coding region runs from base 215 to 1306 and encodes 363 amino acids. Lineage: Eukaryota; Fungi; Ascomycota; Dothideomycetes; Mytilinidiales; Mytilinidiaceae. The record is from RefSeq and is a predicted model, not a curated record. The transcript has 2 exons.
CUGUUUCCUUCGCCGUAAGUGGCAAUUGGGUAUUUGCUUCACGCCUACGCUAUGAGCCUUGGGAAGGAGUAUACUUAUAAGGAUUGGCACUCAGUAUCAAAGGCAUUCCAGAUCUUCAUCUUCAUCAUCAGACCAAACUUUCAAUGAAUCUUGCCACCCACGGUUUGAAAGUUUUGUGAUACCUAUACUUCUGUUUGCUCAUUCACGUGGCAUCAUGUCUGUAUCCGUUCAGAACGUUCUUUCUGCACUACAUAACACCUCCGCCGAAGGACCAUCUUCCUCCCGAUCCCAACCUCACCGCCGUGACUCAGGACACACCAUGUUUGGCAGCCUCCGCAAGAAGCUCUCGCGCAAGGACUCGAAUCCCCUCUCCUCAACCAACACACCAAGACAGUCAACCAACCUCAGCGCCAAAUCGGUGUCAAGAAAUAGCAUGGCAGCUCCUCCUCCACCACCCGCCAAUAACCCCUUUACCUCAUCUUCUCCAGCAACCCGGCGCCCAGAUCGAGCAGGCAUGAAUGCCUUCACCACGCCCUCAAAUGAGCCACCUCCAGCUUAUUCUCCUGCAUCCAAUGACGCCCCAAUGACGCCCGCUCCCGUCGAGCUCGGCACCAACCGCACUGUCCUAGCUGACGACCGCUACGCCUUCCUCAGCUCCUUCGACACGAUCUUCUUGAUCGACGACUCCGGUAGCAUGGCUGGCCGCUCGUGGCGCGAAACUGGCAAGGCUCUAGAGACAAUCACACCCAUCUGCACUGCCCACGAUGCAGACGGCAUUGAUAUCUACUUCCUCAACAAGGCGGACAAUCAGUACUACCAUAACGUCAUUCUUCCCAGCACCGUCACUGAGAUAUUCACCUCGGUGCGUCCCGGCGGCGGCACACCCACCGGCCAACGCCUGAACUCGAUUCUGCGCCCCUAUCUCCAGCGCUAUGCAGCCAACCCCGAGACGACCAAGCCGGUCAACAUCAUCGUCAUCACAGACGGCGAGCCGAGCGACGAUGUCGAGAGCGUCAUCAUUCACGCUGCUAAGCGUCUCGACAAGCUGGAUGCGCCAGCGUGGCAGGUUGGCAUUCAAUUCUUCCAGGUUGGCAAGGAGCCGGGUGCGAAGGAGCAUUUGAAGGCUUUGGACGAUGAACUCGCUGCCAUCGCUGGGGAAGAUGAUCUCAGGGACAUCGUUGAUACCGUUCCCUACACUGGCGUUGGUGACGCAGAGCUGAAUGCUGAGGGAAUUUUGAAGGUUUGUCUCGGAGCAGUCACAAGAAAGCUGGACAGGAAAUCGAAGGAGUUGCAUCGGACCGCGUAGAUGUGGUGUUGUGUGAUUGCUACCUUUUUCCGGGUUUUCCUUGUGCGGUAGUGAGUGUCUGAAAGGGCAUAGUCACUGCUGCACUGCUCUCUUCAUUCUUCCCUUUCUCUUUCUUCAUUUGUGUUCAUAUUAGGGAUGGCUUGACAGGGGUUUCCCUUGGUUAUCAAAAUUCUUGCUCCGCGGAGGAGGUAUGAGUGACUUUUUCUCAUUGGUUCCCGGCGUUCAGCACCAGAGGGCUCAGAUAUCCCGGCGUGGAUAAGUCUCCUUGAGUCUCAAGGUCUCAUUAGUCUCAUAAUCCCCCUUCAAAACCUGCAUAGAGAAGUUACAACCAAAUGCUCUUCGUGAUUCUGGCUAACU